Cryptococcus amylolentus CBS 6039 is the source of this 981-nucleotide messenger RNA. RefSeq lists its product as hypothetical. NCBI's taxonomy places the organism in Eukaryota, Fungi, Basidiomycota, Tremellomycetes, Tremellales, Cryptococcaceae. The record is from RefSeq and is a predicted model, not a curated record. Gene Ontology annotation, cellular component: nucleus; cytoplasm. Gene Ontology annotation, molecular function: inositol hexakisphosphate kinase activity; inositol-1,4,5,6-tetrakisphosphate 3-kinase activity. Bases 1 to 981 code for a protein of 326 amino acids. The transcript has 4 exons. Gene Ontology annotation, biological process: phosphatidylinositol phosphate biosynthetic process; inositol phosphate biosynthetic process.
AUGGAGAGUGGCUCUACAAGGCAACCCACAAACGAAGGCGAAAUAGCCUGGUACGAAAACAUCAACGACCCAGAGUACAUGAAAGACCACCCAGAGUUGGAAUCUCUGAUGCCAUUCAUCCCAGCGUACCAGGGAUGGGUCGAACGGUCGUCGUAUGUUCGAUCCGAGACCCCCGCCUCAAGUCGUCGUGGAUCAAACGUGUCAUCGAGUCACAAACUAGGGGACAUGGUCCCAACGUAUGGAAAGGACGGACAGAUCGUUGGGUACAAGCCCAAUGGAGCCGACAAGUAUACCAAGUCCAUCAUCAUCUCCAACCGGACACACGGUCUUCGUGACGUAACGGUAGCAGACUUCAAGCUCGGUACCAGACUCUACGGGCCAUUGGCUUUUCCCGAGAAGCGGGCGAGACAAGAUGCAACCACUGCUCAAUGCACGAGUGGAAGCAAAGGCGUCUUGUAUGCAGGCGGCACCACCUGGCUCCCUUCACGAAAGUGCCAUGUAAUCUCCGACGACCGUUUCAGCCGCACGUUGAACGAUGAUACUCUGGCUAAUGCGGCCGCUUGCGUCUUUCCCAGCAUUCGAGACCUGGCCCUUCCCUCCGAGUAUGACGUCGCACAAGAGGAUGAACAGCCUGACCUCGACCUUGAAGAAUGCCGUGAGAAAGAACAAGAUAUGCUCAAUCGCACACGGACCGCUCUGCAGCUCCUUCCUAAUCUGAGCGAAGCUAUCCAGACCACCGGCUUGGACUACCCGGGCACUUCUGCGCUGAUCAUACACGGAAAGUUGGUAGAGGACGGAACGCCCAAAGUGAGGUUGGCGUUUGUAGACUUUGCGCAUACACAUCAACACGACGAGGAUAUGUCGCCGGAUGGGGUACUAUUUGGGAUCGAAUCGACUAUGGGUAUCUUUAGAGAGCAAGAGGCGGUUUUGGAGCGCUCGCUGGCUGCGCUGGACGAUGGUCGGAAGCCAUGGAAUGCAUGA